ACUGAGAAAAAUUUUUCUCGAGUCAGUUGAACGAAUACAAGGGCGAGCGAAAGUCGAUACGCAAAAUUGCUGAAGGUUUUGCAAUAUCAUCGGGUCACUCGUCGUGUCUGGCGGGAUUUUUCAAGCUUGACCCCCGCGUGUCUCACACUGUUUUCAAAAAGGCUUUAGUUUAAGUUAUAAUCCGGGUAAAAAUUUACAAUAUCUGGCAUGGGUCAGGCAAAGCUUGAAGUUUUACUCGACCGUCGUUCAGAUUCCCUAUGGUCUUGGGUCGUAUGCGUCGCUUCGUUUUUUUUACAAUUUCUUGUUGGAGGAAUUUCCAAUUCUUUUGGAUCGUUUUUUAUUGCCCUGCUCAGCGAAUACAAGAGAAGCGAAGCGGAAACCGCGUGGAUCGGCUCCCUCGCCGUUGGACUUACUUAUCUCUGCGGACCCAUCUCAACCACGCUAUGUCAUCGUCUAGGAUGCCGUAUCGUCGCUUGCACCGGGAGCCUUCUCUUCCUAAUUGCUGCCUUCCUCACGUCUCUCGUAUCAAACAUGACCUAUAUGUACUUAACGUUCGGAAUACUUGGGGGAUUCGCCUUUAGUUUAAUGUACUUUGCAUCUCUCGUGGUCCUCAUCGAGUAUUUCAAUAGACACCUCUCGUUAGCCAAUGGGAUCGCUGUAUCAGGCUCAGGGGCAGGCACUUUAGUAAUUAGCAUGAUCGUCGAUGAAAUGUGCAGGCGUUACGGGUUACGCGCGGGAUUUCGUUUCAUCGCGGGAAUGUCAUUGCUCGGGUUUGUUGCGGGAUUGAGCUUCGCGCCACUCAGUAAACAUCCGAUGGAGUCACUGAUCGAGAAGGACGAUGUUAAGCCAAAGAAAGGGGGAUUUGGGAAAAGCAUCGGUAGCUUUCUAAGACCUGGGAAACACUGGAAGAACAAGGCGUUCGUGGUGUGGACCUUGUGCCUGGCCCUCGUGCUGUUUGCGUACUACAUCCCGUACAUGUACCUGGUCCGUGUCGCCAAGAUGAACGGCGUCACCAGCUCUAAAGGUGCCCUCCUAGUAGGAAUCCUGGCAAUCUGCCAGGCGCUUGGCAAGAUCACUCUCGGAAAAGUCGCAGAUAUCCCGCAAGUCAACCGUCUUCAGAUGGAGCAGAUUUCUCUACUCGUGAUCGCCGUAGCGACGUGUUUGUUUCCACUUGCCAAGUCUUACGCCGCGUUUCUCACGUACGCUAUUGUGCAAGGGUUCUUUGACGGCGGGUUCUCCGUGCUUCUGGGACUAGUGACACAUGACAUCGUUGGAAAGCAGCUGAUGGCUGGAGCAGUCGGCAGCAUGUUCGCUGUGGUGGCGAUACCGCUUACCUCUGGUCCACCUGUGGCUGGGUUGAUCUACGACCUUCUCGGUAGCUAUGACGCCGUCUACUUCCUGGCUAGCGCGAUGGUCUGCGCGGGGUCCUGCCUGAUGUUCGUCAUACCUUGGCUGGUGGACACACCCAACAACGGUAAACGAGUCAUGACAGGUGACCAGGACGACUUCUUUCCCAGUGACGGGAUGGACGGGGGCAUGUCCCAAGUGACCGAGAAGAAACUCGCUGAGCUCCUCGGCAAGAAAACAGCUGCGGAUUUGCUCGUUGCACGGAACCGAUCGUUAUUGGAUCAUUCUGUUGGCCACUCUAGGCCCUCGAGUUUUGUUCUGUUUAGUAUCGUCUCGGAUGAGAAUUACCGCGACCUCUCGACUUACACAAGCCGCAUGGAUUUGAAUACAGAGACUCCUAGUUCCCCACAGGGCUCGACGCCAGGUAGACGACAAAGGUUUUUCGAUAUGGACCAUUUGCGUGAAAGUACUUUCUCGCUAUACUCCUCCGCGCGUAUGACACUACACGGGAGCAGCAUCCAAGUACACAGCCUCGAACCUACCAUUCAGGAAGUAGCGGAAACACGUACCAAUUUCCAUGAAACUUCACUUCCGGUACUCAGUGAAGUUGCAAAUGAAGCUUCACUUCCGGUCAUAAAUGAGGUCCCUAGCGAAGUAUGUGUUACUAAUAUAAGCGAGGCUAUUCAUAAUGUGCCACUUCCGGUCGUGAUCGAGGAGCCCCAAGAUACGCCAAUGUUAACGGAAAUUGAGGAAGUAACUUCAGUGGGAAUUGAAGGGGCGGGCUGUUCUCUUGUGAUAGAUGACGUCGAGAGAAAACGCUUGAGCAGCACCUCGUGGGCGUCAGCUCAAAGUAGUGACUCGCUGAAGAGCUCAUCAUUGGAAUCAACGGCCACUAAUGACAGUGGUUUUGAAGAAAACGAACUUUUUGUAAUUGACCCUUCUACGGAUAUGAUAGAAGUCACAAAAGGAUUAAGCGCGUCUGUGGCUCCGUUUGUUGAAAAUUGUGAUUACAGGACUUAUAUCGCUAAUGCUGAUGCUAAUGAUUAUGAUGAUGGAAUUACUCAAGAUAUGAACACUGCUGGAUUAACGUGUGUAUUUGCCGAUGAAGCAAACAGAGACAUUUUGCUGACAAGUUCUCCCUGCAGUGAUCCUUCAGCAAAUAGUGCUGACAGUGAAAAAUGUCUCGAGGCACCAAGUGAGAGUCAGUCUGAAACAGAAUACGAAACGGACUUUUACAGCCUCGAGCUGGAGAACAACCUGGAACACCUAGAAGGCAUUAGCGUUAGUAGUAUGCACAGUUUGGAUAACUUGGACUCAAUGCCAGAGGUGGCCUGGCUAGGAAGUAGGCUAACAGUCGAGACUGUGGUUUGAUAAAAGCUGCUUUAUUUUUAAAAAAGAGAAAAGAGAAGAACGAUUUGAAGCGCGCGCUACCGUAAUCACCUUAAGGUUCUUUGGAAGCCUGAAACAAAUUGCUUAAAUUGUAAAUUGUCAGUCAUUUUACGCUAGCCAAUCAGCGUAUCACAAAUAAUCAAAACCUUUUUUGGUUUCUUGGUUACGGUAACGCGUAGCUACCCUGUUAUGACCCCUCUUUAAAGCAGAACAGGGGGGAAUUAUAUAAAAAAAUGUUUGCUAAGUAAACAUUUUCAAACUCCAGGAAAUAAGAGUAUUUAUAGAAUAUUUAUGUUUAAGUAGGGAAAAGAUAGCGGUGCUUGUUAGUUAAAUAAUAUAAUUUAGAGUAUUUAUUUUGGAAAACAAAUUGCGCAGGGAUGAUGCUAUUAUUUAAAAAAAUUUUUAGUAAGUUUAAGUUAUCAAUCAGACGAAUCGUGUUUAAAUCUCUAUUUAUCGCCAUUCGAGAUUCCUUAUAAUGCAUUGAAAGUUUUAGUUAAGACAAGUUUUAUUUUAUAAUUUCAUGACUUUGGUAGUAUUUUGCCUCCUGCAACAUAAGUUAAAGGUGAAAUAGAGACUAAGACAAAAGUUUAUUUUUUGAUGGGUAUUCUUGUGAAUUGUCUGAAUAUUAAUAAGAACAGAUAAUAUACAAAUUAAAAAAAGGAAAACAGCUUUGGCUUUAAAGCAAAUAAAUAUAUUUUUAAUGCUUUGCAAAGAAUACUUAAUUUAAAGCAAUCUAUUUAGUACAAUAGAAAAGAGUUAAGGUAGUAAAAAGAGUGUUAAAUUCAUAAUUAAAUUGAACUGUGUUUUGUAUGUA
Nematostella vectensis (starlet sea anemone) is the source of this 3550-nucleotide messenger RNA. RefSeq lists its product as uncharacterized. The record is from RefSeq and is a predicted model, not a curated record. The transcript is spliced from 4 exons. The coding region runs from base 208 to 2718 and encodes 836 amino acids. Gene Ontology annotation, biological process: transmembrane transport. NCBI's taxonomy places the organism in Eukaryota, Metazoa, Cnidaria, Anthozoa, Actiniaria, Edwardsiidae. Gene Ontology annotation, molecular function: monocarboxylic acid transmembrane transporter activity.